This is a messenger RNA of Manis javanica (Malayan pangolin), 653 nucleotides long. It is a transcript of the gene ENY2, whose product is annotated as ENY2 transcription and export complex 2 subunit. Gene Ontology annotation, molecular function: transcription coactivator activity. NCBI's taxonomy places the organism in Eukaryota, Metazoa, Chordata, Mammalia, Pholidota, Manidae. The record is from RefSeq and is a predicted model, not a curated record. Gene Ontology annotation, biological process: mRNA export from nucleus; positive regulation of DNA-templated transcription. Gene Ontology annotation, cellular component: nuclear pore; SAGA complex.
CGCCCCGGAAAUACGUAUGCUAGCUUUCUGUGCGCUAGGUGCCCGAGCUACUGAGGGUCUAAGUCUGGGCAGCCGAAGAGUGUGGUAGGUAACGGUCGUCAGCGCAAGGGUCAUUUCGUCGCUGGGAAGGGACGGCCCUCGCCCGCGGUGAUGGUGGUUAGCAAGAUGAACAAAGAUGCGCAGAUGAGAGCAGCGAUUAACCAAAAGUUGAUAGAAACUGGAGAAAGAGAACGCCUCAAAGAGUUGCUGAGAGCUAAAUUAAUUGAAUGUGGCUGGAAGGAUCAAUUGAAGGCACACUGUAAAGAGGUAAUUAAAGAAAAAGGACUAGAACAUGUUACUGUUGAUGACUUGGUGGCUGAAAUCACACCAAAAGGCAGAGCCCUGGUACCUGACAGUGUAAAGAAGGAGCUCCUACAAAGAAUAAGAACAUUCCUUGCUCAGCAUGCCAGCCUUUAAGAUUGAAUUAGAUUGUGUUGUUUUGUGAUUUUUUUUCUGAAAGUAAAACUUGCCAUAAAUUAGGAUUCAGUUUCCCAAAACAAAAUCCUUUUUUGUAUGAUGGUAUACAGUUUUCAGUAAUGAUGUAUACAUUGUAUUGAUUUUUUUCCCUAAAUGUGUUAUUUUAAUAAAUAUCUCAUGAAUGAGUUUGAAGUUUC